AUGCUAGAGAUUGUCCAGUUUCCAAAUGAGAAUGCUAAUGGACUCGAGGAUCCAAACGAAGAAAAUUUAGUACCGGUUUUAGGAUUAAAGUGGGAUCUGACAUCUGAUACAUUAUUUUGCAAUUCCACUUACCAUCAAACUGCAGAUCCUCCCGUUACAAAAAGGAAGAUUUUAGCCGUAGCGCAACAAAUAUAUGAUCCUUUGGGAAUUGUUUGCUCAUUUACACUGAUGCCAAAAUUGCUACUACAAGAAUGUUGGAAACAGAAAAUCGCAUGGGACGCAGAAUUACCUGAAGUUAUUAAGAAGAAAUUUUUAAACUGGCAAAAUCAAAUAACACAGCUGAAAAAUAUCUUUAUUCUUAGAUGGAUGACGAAAAAACUUCUCCGGAGAAACAGUGUAGUUUACACGUGUUUGAUGCUGAUGCCAGCAAGAAUGCUUAUGCAGCUUGUAUUUUUAUCCGAAUUGAAACCGAAGAGUCCGUAUCUUGAGAAUUCACAGAUUAUAAAAAGACCAGAUCUUGAAACACAUUACUGGACGGAUUCUAGCAAUGCCUUAAGUUGGAUCAAACGAGAUGAGCAUUGGACAACAUUUGUCGCCAAUAGGACACAGGAAACAAGAGCUCUGUCUCACCCUUAUGAUUGGCAUCAUGUUCCGAGAAGUCUUAAUCCAGCAGAUGUUCCGUCUAGAGGAAGUUCUGUUAGAUACCUUAUUGAAUUAAGAUGGUUACAAGGGCCAGAAUGGUUAAAAUCUCCACCAGAGGAAUGGCCAAAAUCUCAAAUCGUAGCUGAUGAGGAAAGUUUAAAUGAAGAGAGAAGGAAGACGGCUAUGAUCAAAACUAAAAUGGAGAUAUCCUGGUACCACAAUAGGUUUUCUUCCUACUCGAAGAUAGUUAGAACGUUUGCCUGGAUGAAACGUUUCAUAUCAAAUGCCAAGAAGCUUAAGUUAGAACGAUUCUAUCAAGAAUUGACUGUCAAGGAAAUAGAACAAGCUGAACUGAUAUUACUAAAAGGCAUACAGCAAGAAGCUUUCGGCUCAAUAACUAAUCCCGUUUUGAAAUAUCUGUAUCCUCAACUUGAUGAAGAUGGUUUAAUCCGUGUUACUACACGUCUCAUACAACGAGAUGACACUAAUAGUUUCAAACGGCCAAUAAUAUUGCUCAGCAAACAUCCAGUUGUUCAUUUGCUUAUCUUGGAACAUCAUAGAAGAUUGAACCAUGCUCAGAAUUGUAGAAGAUUUGAAGUUUCCAAUGCUGAUGUUAUGCCUGCCCCUUUGCCAGAAAAUCGUGUAAAGAAUGUAGCUGCGUUUGAAAUAACAGGAACAGAUUUAGGAGGGCCACUAUACUUAAGAAAUGGUGAUAAAGCUUGGUUCGUUCUCUUCACAUGCGCUGUGAUUCAAGCAGUGCACAUAGAAUUAGUACAAUCACUGAGCACCGAAACCUUUUGUUUAGCAUUUCGAAGAUUCGUAUUGAGAAGAGGAAGACCCUUGUAUGUUUAUUCUGAUAACGGUACAAAUACUGUAGGAACUAAUAAUAUUUUCCACCAAAUAGAAUGGCAAAAGGUACAGGAAUUGGCUUUAGUUAAGCGAAUUCAGUGGGUUUUCCUCCCUCCUACCGCCGGUAGGAGUAGGAGCGACUAA
Molecule: messenger RNA, 1635 nt
Organism: Stegodyphus dumicola
Lineage: Eukaryota; Metazoa; Arthropoda; Arachnida; Araneae; Eresidae
Source: RefSeq, a predicted model, not a curated record